ACUGGAAGCAGGUGGCUUCCAAGUGGGCUCAGUGUGCAAUUACGUCCCCCUCGCUCCACCGCUGCGCUCCUUCGGUUUCGUCUUCUCCAAAUGAGGCUCAGGGAAGCGCCCGUCCCAGUCCCAAGGCGGGACCCGCUCUCUCUCUCCCCCUCCCUCCCUCCUCUCUCCCCUCUGCUGAAUCCCUUCGCCACUCGGCCGUGGGCAGCGCAGAGAACUGUACACGAUGCAGAGCGCUCCACACCACCCCGUCGCCAUCCACAUGCAGCCCCACAGCGGAUAUGAGCCGAGCGCGCCGCCGUAUCCCUCCUGCGCCGGAGGGGUCGCCGCCCCGCCGCCCCGGGACCAUGUGCUGUGGUCCCUGUUCAGCUUCUCGUUCCUGAACGCCUGCUGCCUCGGCUUCGCGGCGCUCGUCUACUCCAUCAAGUCUAGGGAUUACAAAGUGCUUGGAUAUUCUGAAAUUGCGGCUACCUAUGGCAGGACCUCCAAGUGUCUGAACAUCGCUGCUCUGAUACUGAGCAUCAUAUUCUUCAUCGUUUUCAUCAUCUUCGUCGUUCGCUACAAUGCAUAGCAGCAAUGGUGUAGAUGAAGAGGAAUGGCCACUGAAUGUUGGCUCAGUGGCAAAGUGUGUGCAGAAUAUUUUCCCCAGCGUUAUAGCACUUCUUGUAAGCUUUUGUUGACUUUUCUUCUCUGAGGGUACCCACCCUACUCUUUCACUUGCAAGGAAGGAGGCAUUCUACAUGACACCUGGUACAUCCUGCAUUUCUGGAGAUAUAAAGGUCUCAGCACUGUUUGCCACGAAGGUGGAAGAGAGACUCUGAUGUCAUCUUCAACUUUGCCAUCCAGUUUGAGACUUUUAUUGAGAAAAUAAAGUGUUUGUAUGAGUGUUUUUUCUUUGUCCAAGAUUCGAAUUUGUGGCCUUGCCUCUUUCUGUUACUCAUGAGAUCUAAGCAGUAUUUUUUAUUAUCUGUUUUCUACUUCAACAGGUUUAUCACUCAAGAUGUACACUGGGAGUUUUUCUUUAUUGAAACAUGAAUUAUGGGAUGAAUUUUGAGCAAAUAAAACUAAGUCCUUAUUCUGUG
Messenger RNA from Podarcis raffonei (Aeolian wall lizard), 1079 nucleotides. RefSeq names its product dispanin subfamily A member 2b-like. The record is from RefSeq and is a predicted model, not a curated record. Gene Ontology annotation, cellular component: plasma membrane. Gene Ontology annotation, biological process: response to interferon-alpha; defense response to virus; response to type II interferon. NCBI's taxonomy places the organism in Eukaryota, Metazoa, Chordata, Lepidosauria, Squamata, Lacertidae. The coding region runs from base 224 to 568 and encodes 114 amino acids. The transcript has 2 exons.